UGGACGGAGCGAGCCGGCGCUGCGGAGCGGGAGGGAAGUUUGGUGGCGGCCGAGGAUGAGUGGGGAGUGAACGGAGCCGGGGAGCCGGGGAGCCGGGCUGCCGGCCGGACGCCGACCUGUUGUGGAGAUGCCUUUCGCUGUGCUCCUGCUCCUCGCCGCCCUCACGCUCCUGCCCCGACCGGAGGCGUUACCGGCCUGGGACACCGACACAACGGCGGGGAUGGAAUGGUUGACCAAAUUUGGAUACUUGCCCCCAGCAGAUCCCUUAACCGGACAACUUCAAAUCCAGGAGGCACUGACCGAAGCCAUUAAAGCCAUGCAGAAGUUUGCUGGACUUGAGAUCAGUGGAGUAAUUGAUGAGGCCACACGGUCGCUGAUGAAGACUCCUCGCUGUUCCCUGCCUGACGUCUCUGGCGUGGAUGGGGGCAGCAGGAAAAGAGACCUUCAGAUCGGGGCCAAGUGGAAUAAAAGAAAUCUCUCCUGGAGGGUACGCACGUUCCCCCGGAGCUCCCAGUUGGGACAUGAUACGAUCCGUGCUCUCAUGUAUUACGCCCUGAAGGUGUGGAGUGACGUAGCACCACUCAAUUUCCAUGAGGUGGCAGGGGACAACGCGGACAUUCUCAUCGACUUCCCGAAGGGCCAGCACAAUGACCACUACCCCUUUGAUGGGCCGGGAGGGGCAGUGGCUCACGCCUUCUUCCCUGGCGACGACCCGGCGGCGGGGGACGUGCACUUCGAUGACGACGAGGCUUGGUCAUUCAGGUCUUCAGACUCGCAGGAGGUGGACCUCUUUGCAGUGGCCGUCCAUGAGUUCGGGCAUGCUAUUGGCCUUCCUCAUUCCAUGUCCAACCAGUCCAUCAUGAGACCUUACUACCAGGGACCUGUGGGAGACCCUCUUCAGUACCACCUGCCUUACCAGGACCAGCUGAGAAUCUGGCAGAUAUACGGUGUCAGAGAGCUGCUGUUCCCUACCAGCCCGUCCCAGAGGGAGAAUUCAUCGGACCACCCAGUGCUCCCGGCCCCCUCCCCGGGAAGGCGCCCCACUGCUCAGCCGAGAGCCGACCUUCCCGACAGAUGCAACACCAACUUUGACGCUGUGGCCCAGGUUAGAGGAGAGGCGUUCUUCUUCAAAGGGAAGUACUUCUGGCGGCUGACGCGCAACAAGCACCUGGUCUCCCUCCAACCGGCGGAGAUCCAACGUUUCUGGCGAGGGUUGCCGGGCAACAUGGACGGCGUGGACUCGGUGUAUGAGCGGACUGCUGACCACAAAAUCGUCUUUUUCAAAGGAGAUCGAUACUGGGUCUUCAAAGACAACAAUGUGGAGGAGAGUUACCCCCGUUUUAUCACUGACUUUGGCCUCUCUGUGAAGAGUAUUGAUGCAGCCUUUGUCUCACCCCACAAUGACAAGACCUAUUUCUUUAAGGACAAUCAGUAUUGGAGGUACGAUGACCAUCAGAGGAAAAUGGACCCAGGUUACCCAAAGGACACUGGCCAGUGGAAAGGUCUGCCCAGCGGAAUUGAUGAUGCCAUGAAAUGGUCUGAUGGUGCCACCUAUUUCUUCAAGGGGACAGACUACUGGAGGGUGACCCACAGUAACAUGGAGGUGGACCCUGGAUUCCCGCAGUCUGUUGCCAAGGACUGGCUGGUGUGCAGCGAGAUGCAGGCAGACGCUUCAAGUUCAGAGCGGGCUCAGUCCCGACCUCGAACUGCCCCCAGUCACCAGGGCGAGGCCGGCGAGAGAAGAAACUGCUCCUGUACAUCCGCAGCUGAGACGCCUAGGCCGGCGGCCGCGCUGAGACGGAAGGUGCUGUCCGCCGUCGUGCUCGCGGUCUCGGUCUUCCUUGGGUUGGUAUAACGGGGCCUGGUCGGUGCCAGCCGAUAAGCUUCACGGGCAGCAGUCUCGGGGAGAAUUAACCCUCACUGCCUGGCUUGGGCACGUUGCCAAGUUCGGCCGAUCAUCAGAACGAAGAUUGCCACCAGCACUGAGUGACCUUGGCAUGGAUUCAAAGGGAAGUCACGUUUCUAACAAAACGAUUCUGCAGAAGUGUGCUUUACCAUCAGUGAAAUUUCAGACACUUUAUUUUUAUAAGUCAGAAUAGAAACAGCGUCCAAGGAUCCUCCCUUUGGUUGAAAUUGCUCUGCCUGCCCCCAGAAUUAAACACACUAGAAUUCUUUAUAUACAUAUCUAAGAUUUUUCCGCUCACUAGCCAAAGCAUUACUUUUUGUUUGGCUCCGUGAGGUGGGGGGCUGCAUUCAGGCAGUGAGGGUAAUGGCAGAAAUCUACACGUGUCCGGAGAUAGCUCGGGGUAGGGGGUGGGGUUAGAUAACACAGAGGCCACAGGAAUGUAAGAACUGUGUGCACACCUCUCGCCUUGCUCACUGACCCAGACUGACUCCCGCCCUAAAAUUUUAUAAUUGAUCAGAAUAAUAUAAUCGAAUUAUUUAUUUAUCCUUGGUGCCUGCUGUUUAUUGUCAGGUCUGGGUCAAAAAUAUGUAACAGGGAAUGUGAGGCACUGGACAUAAUUCCCCAACGGGCCAUUUUAAAUUAAUUUCUGGGCUGCAUCCAGCAUGUGUUGCAUAUUCUGGAUGGGAUGCUGCUGGCAGAAGAAACAGUCAGGUCGGGCAGCAUCUGUGGAGAGGGAAGCAGGGCUGA
Molecule: messenger RNA, 2653 nt
Organism: Mobula hypostoma (lesser devil ray)
Lineage: Eukaryota; Metazoa; Chordata; Chondrichthyes; Myliobatiformes; Myliobatidae
Gene: mmp17a
Product: matrix metallopeptidase 17a
Exons: 10
Coding region: 128-1855 (575 amino acids)
Biological process (GO): extracellular matrix organization; proteolysis; collagen catabolic process
Cellular component (GO): extracellular matrix
Molecular function (GO): metalloendopeptidase activity; zinc ion binding
Source: RefSeq, a predicted model, not a curated record